Molecule: messenger RNA, 4606 nt
Organism: Anastrepha ludens (Mexican fruit fly)
Lineage: Eukaryota; Metazoa; Arthropoda; Insecta; Diptera; Tephritidae
Gene: Cad96Cb
Product: protocadherin beta-11
Exons: 6
Coding region: 663-3053 (796 amino acids)
Biological process (GO): homophilic cell-cell adhesion
Cellular component (GO): plasma membrane; catenin complex
Molecular function (GO): calcium ion binding; cadherin binding
Source: RefSeq, a predicted model, not a curated record
UGUAGCAACGGUUUAGAAAGUACGGUCUUGACGGUCUUGCGGACUUUUGUUUCUUCCAGUAGUUUAUCAAACUAUAUUACAAUCGAAUUUUUAUAUUUUGAUUAAAAUAAUUUUUGAAUGUACAUACAUGUGCAAUAUGUAAAUACAUACGCACAUAUGUACGCAGUGCUCAUUGUGUUAUUGUGGCUAAGAAAAGUGUAAACACAGUUUUUAAACCAUUAAUUGUUAUGUGCAAAUCGCAGUUGUUUUUAUUACCAAAAGCAGCGCGGACAACGACACGUAAUUCAAAAAUCAUAAAGCGGUAUUACUCUUGGUAGCUGUUUGAAGUCAAGUGUACAGAUUAAUAAAUGUCUUAAGCAGCAAACAUGAACGAUAAUGAAUAUAAAAGUGAAAAAUGAAUAAAUGGUUCUAAUAACAAAGUGACUUCGUUGAAAAUUAACUUUACGUUUAACCUACAAACGUACAUAAAUCUAUUUCAUAAAAAAUAGCUAUCGCAUAAAAAUUAGAAUGUUUAAUUCAUACACUAUACGACCAACGAUCGUUUAUCUUAAUCGGACUCAUCAUAAGCAGCGACAGCGCAAGCAGUUUACCCUAGUGUUAAUGGUUUGAUGAUUACUCUCAUUGCUGACGGAAUAUCUUCUUGAACGCAGUUCGAUUAGAAAAUGAAGAUUACUUAUCAAUGGACAAUUAAUUUCUUUGGCAUGUCUUUGGUGUUUUUUAACGCCGAUGCCAUAACAGGCGCUAUAACGGAUUCACGGUGUUAUCUCGAAGGCGGCGGUUCAGCAGAAAGUUUCUUUGCAAAUGAAGAUCUUCAAGUAGGAGCAAAUAUUGGAAAAUUGCGUAUAAAUGGAAACCCCGACAUAGACGAAGGAGAUAUUGACUUGUCGCUUCGCGAGAAAGAUACGCCAAUACAAAUAGUAACUGGAACUAAAGAUUUGUCAUUGGCUGUGGAAUUGGACAAAGAAGGAGUGCGGGGUCCCUCUUCAGUAUAUGUCAAUGUAAUUUGUACGCGGCGUCGAUCUACAGAUCCUAGUUUCGUGAUUCCCGUGAAUGUGCGUGUAAUCGAUGUCAACGACAACGCUCCACUCUGGGUUGGUGCACCAUACACGCUGACACUCUCUGAAGUCACUGUACCUGGGACGAGAAUACUGCAAGGGGCACAUGCUGAAGACGCCGAUCAGCCGGGUCCGUUUUCUACUGUUGAAUACCAGAUAUUGCCGGGACCAUAUUUUGGAUAUGUCCAGUUUCUAAGCCCUCUCGAAGGCACGCUAGUACUGAAAAAAUCGUUAGACUAUGAAACUAUGCAAAACUUUACUGUGAAACUCAGAGCUCAAGAUCAAGGUAGUCCGCCCAAGUAUACCGACACUACACUGAGAGUAGUGAUUACCGAUGCAGACGAUCAAAAUCCAAAAUUUCAAUAUGAAUCCUACACAGGGGAGCUCCCAAGCGAUGGGCGACCUGGCGAAUUAAGAUUGCGGCCUGAACAAAUCGCAGCGGUCGAUCAAGAUGAGGGCAUAUGUGCGCCUAUUCAGUACACAAUAGUUCAAUCACAAGACACCAAAUACUUUCGAAUCAAUCCUCAUACGGGCAUAAUUAGCUUACUAACGCCGAUCGGCUAUGCGGACCUAAUCAACGGUGCUACACUGGUGGUGAAAGCAACACAAAUAGACAAUGCAGACCGUUAUGCUCUAACAACGGUCAUGUUGACGCGAGCAGGCACCCAUGGUGAUAUGACGAGUUUAUCCUUUGUGCAGCAAAAGUUUCUCAUGCGUAUACGCGAAGACACGGCAGUAGGAAAUCGCAUUCUCGCAUUGCCUUCAAACAAACCUGGAAAGCACUUGAAGUAUACAAUACUGGAUCCAGUAAAUUCAAAGUUCUUCAGUGUUGGGUCAUUAGGUGAAGUGAUCUUGGUUAAACCUCUAGACUAUGAAAAAAUGACAAAACAUGAAUUUCAAGUAAUGGCCACGGAUGGUUUGACAAAUAUUACAGCUGAUAUAACGAUGAACGUGAUCGACGUAAAUGACUGGGAGCCCAGAUUCCGUGAGACGCAUUAUGAAUUUUUAGUGCCCAAAAGCCCUCCCGAUUCACAAACUGAAUCAUUUGACGGUAUUCUAAUUGGAAAAGUGGAGGCUGCAGAUGGCGAUCGCAAUGAUAAACUGGAAUUUUCGCUGCGAGGACAACAUGCUGGUCCUUUUGAAAUAGACUCUAACGGAAGCAUUUAUAUGCGUCCUGAGCAACUUCAGAAGCUUAACGAAUCAAAGGUGCACUUAAUAGCCAUAGCAACUGAUUCCGGUGUACCACCACGAAGUACCUCUGUACCUGUCACUGUAACAUUGGAAGAGGUUCAACUUGCACAAAUGUCUUGGAGUUCCAGUUCAAUAGGAAUGAUGAGCACAUUCAUCAGUGUGUUUAUCCUUGUUAUAUUCAUACUCACUUGCUACAUAGUGCGCUCGAAGAGCAGAAGACAAAAGAGUCCACCGCCGUUGGGACGAAAUCGUGUACAUAACCACGUAAACAGCACAGUAUCCUCGGCCAACUUAGUGACCCAUGAGAAAAUUUCUGGCAAUGAAAAUGGGGCUGUAGUCAUUAGCGGCAACAGUGGAGUAUCCGUGCUGCAUAUGAAGCACGACAGUAAUGUCACUAUGUCGAAUCCUAUUGGCAGAGGCUUUACUCAUUCUGAAGUCGGCAUGCCUAUCUCCACCACUCUAGCGGCGAAUUUGGAACGUGAAGCUAAACGAGAACAGGAACGUGAUCAUGAAAGGCAACGCGAAAGUUAUGCGGCCACAGUGCGAAUCAUUCUUCCAGGCAUUGUUUCGCGUGCCUCUGCCAAUGGGCAAUUGUGCGAAGAGGACGAAAUCGAAAACGACUCUCUUUCCAACCAGGGCAACAUGGGACCAGACAACAAUAAUAAAAAAAGUGCAUGGGCGCCGUCGAGUGGUUCACAACGAUGGGUUACAUCAAAUUUAGAUUAUAAUGCUGUUAGUGGUUCCAACCUCCUUGCAGCAACUGAGACAAUGGGCUCGUCGGAAAAUAAUUUAACUGUAUAUUUUUAAGCAUUCUGAUAUAAAACUUCUUCCACUUUAAUAAAGUGCAUGCACAUUCGGUCGCUUUUUUUCGAUCUCCGGUUUCAUAGUCUUUACACAAACAUAAAGGGUGUUUUUUAAGAGCUUGAGAACUUAAAGUGAUAAUACAAAACAGAAAUUUUGUUGAAAUAAAUGUUUUUUUUUUAUUAUAAUCUCGUAGAUAAUUUCAAGGCAUUUAUUUUUUGAAUACGAUAUCCGGCAUAUAUUCAUCCGAGGCUUUGUGUGAAUUCCGUGAUAUGUGUUUUUUUUGAUAAUUAAGGUUAUCAGCCCUAAGCACAACCCCCAAAUUGGAGGACCAGCUCCCAGUUUUUAUGUCCCCCUGAGAGAAGUGUGGCGUGGCUAUACUCCUAAACACUAGGUUUGAUUUUACUGAGGAUGAGUUUGCCCAAUUGCCUCAAAUCCGCCUCUUUUAUCCGGGCUUGGCACCGGUAGCAUAAACUGGCUGCAGCAUAGCCGCGGAAGCGAUGAUUAGAUGACGUUGAAGACGAUCUAAGAAGCAUAGGAGUGACCAACUUUCGUAGUCUGGCUAAGAACCGAGAUGCAUGGAGAAGAAUUGUGGAGGCAGCUAAGGCUUACAACGAGCUGUAGUGCUAUGAAUGAGGAUGAUCCGACAUAUGUCCGCAGCGGCUAGGAGUUACGUGGUCCAUUGGAUCAGCCCAAUUUUUUAAUAUUUCCGCCAAUAAAUCUGAAUAAUAAAUAUAAAUGAGCCCAAUUAGCAAAAAGGCGACGCAAACGAAGGUGAUUUGACUUCAAUUCUUGCACGAGUUGUAUUUUAAAGGCACGUAGGCCAAGAAAGUAAAAAAUUUCACGUAGUAAAAAUUUCAAUAAAACUUUUCACGUAGUCGAAGGGUAAAGGCCAACAAGUUGAGAACGAUGACAAAUCAAGCUUUCGGCAUAUUCUUCAACACUUCGCUCUACGAACUUCGCGAACAGAUUUAAAAAUUUUUUUUUUUAAAGUAAAUUUCCACUAUUUGGAAGCGUUGUUUGGGCGUUAAACGAUUCAUGACUUGUCAAACCUUACUGAACAGAAAUGUCAAAACAGUUGGCCAUUCUCCGCUGUCAAACCAUAGUUUCGAUAUCGCUAGUUCUCAUUCCGCUAAAAACGCCCGAUAUGUGUGUGUGUUUCUAUGAAGCGUUACUUUUACCUAUUCAUAUUAUUCAUUUGUACAACAGUUCCUUCCAUGCGUAAGCCUGUGGUGUGGAGAAAUGCUGGAGCUGCAGCUCUUUCGAGAAAUAAACCAGUUUUCAAUAUUUCUUCAAGAAAGUGAGAAGUAAGAAUGUAAUAGUACUAAUAUGAUUGUAAAUACUUUCUUUAUUCUGUUAAUUAUUAAUUUAUUGAUAUGCAUCCGUAGGUAUUUAUGAGCAAUUAGUUUAUAUUAAAAAUUUUAUGGAAAAAAUUACUUUCGAUAUAGUAGGUUAGUAAAUGUUCGCUAAUAACUGCGUAUUAGUCAAACUCCGUACUGUACUCGUUAAGAAUAAACAUAUUUGUAUCCAUAUUAAAAAUAAUAGUUUAAAUAUUUAAU